Molecule: messenger RNA, 899 nt
Organism: Dictyostelium purpureum
Lineage: Eukaryota; Evosea; Eumycetozoa; Dictyosteliales; Dictyosteliaceae
Exons: 3
Coding region: 75-731 (218 amino acids)
Biological process (GO): endoplasmic reticulum to Golgi vesicle-mediated transport; protein retention in ER lumen
Cellular component (GO): endoplasmic reticulum; cis-Golgi network; membrane
Molecular function (GO): ER lumen protein retrieval receptor activity
Source: RefSeq, a predicted model, not a curated record
UUAAAUAACAUUAAUAUAUAAACACAACCACAGAAUAUAUAAAUAGUUAAUAAUUGUUAUAAUAAUAAUAAAAAAUGAAUCUUUUCAGUUUUAUAGGUGAUAUGCUCCAUUUAGGGAGUAUGCUUAUUUUACUCUUUAAAAUAAAAAAUGAUAGAUCAUGUACUGGUAUUUCACUUAAAUCUCAAAUUUUAUUUACAACAGUAUUUGUAGCAAGAUAUCUCGACUUAUUUUCAAACUAUGUUUCAUUUUAUAUCACAUUUAUGAAGAUUACAUAUAUUGGUGUAUCACUUUAUACCCUAGAUUUAAUUAUGAGAAAGUUUAAAUUCACAUACGAUAAAGAUCACGAUACAUUUAAAAUUAGAUAUCUCAUUGUUCCAUCUUUAGUUUUAGCUAUUAUCACUUUUGAUAAAUCACCAUCAGCAUUUUAUGAUAAAUUUUUAGAGAUUCUUUGGACUUUUUCAAUCUACUUGGAAUCAGUUGCCAUUUUACCACAAUUAAUUCUUUUACAAAGAACUGGUGAAGUCGAAAGUUUAACAUCAAAUUAUAUUGUUUUACUUGGAGGUUACAGAGCAUUUUAUUUCUUUAAUUGGAUUUAUAGAAUAUUUACCGAACAUUGGAGCGGUCCAAUCGAAAUUAUUGCCGGUCUUCUCCAAACUGGACUUUAUGCCGACUUUUUCUAUUAUUAUGCCAAAAGUAAGAUGUUGGGUAAAAAACUUGUUUUACCACAAUAAUUAAAAUAUCUAAAAUCAUAUAAUCAAAAUAAAAUAUUAUUGUCAUAAUAAUAAAUAAUAAUAAUAAUAAUAAGAAAAUUGCGAUAGUUCACUUGAAUUGCAGUCUACUGGAUAAAAUAAUAAAAAAUAAAAAAUAAAAAAAAAAAGUCUAUAAAUGUAGAAUAAAAU